UCCAUGCCCCACAAUAUCCCAACUGCGGUAUCUUCGGUUCUAGCACUCUCCUCAACUGGCUGAGCACGUAUGUCUUCCCGAUGGAGGCAUCUUUUGGCGGCUCCCAGUCCAGUGCUCCUCCACGGGCAUAUAUGGUCUACAAUCAAGUCGUCUCGCGAACACUCGCGCAUGGCACGACCUUUGCCUCCUACUACGGGACCAUCCACGUGCCAGCCACUAAUUUACUUGCGACAGUUUGCCAAAAGCGCGGCCAGCGGGCCCUUAUCGGUCGCGUGUGUAUGGAUAGGAAGGAGAAAUGCCCAGACUACUAUCGAGAUUGCUCCGCGGAGGAAUCUGUCAAGCUGACGCGAGACGUGAUCGCCCAUAUUCGGUCCAUCGACCCGCACGGAAUAUUGGUGAAAGCAGUCGUCACCCCGCGCUUCGCACUAUCCUGCACUGAGAAGGCAUUGACCAACCUAAGCAGGCUAGCCAACGACUCAAGUCCAAACCUCUUCAUUCAGACUCACAUCGCAGAAAAUAAACAGGAAGUUAAGGACGUCGAGUCCAUGUAUAAAAUGAAGUAUGCAAGAGUCUACGACAAAUUUGGCCUCCUCACACCGCGGACGAUUCUGGCUCAUGGUGUCCAUUUGAGCUCAUCCGAACACAAACUCAUACAUGAGAGAGGGGCGAAAAUCGCCCACUGCCCCACUUCGAACUCAGCCCUGACAUCGGGGAUUUGCCCAGUCCGCAAGGUCCUUGACAGCGGAAUCACAGUCGGGUUAGGGACUGACGUUAGUGGUGGAUACAGUCCCAGUAUCUUGGAAGUAGUUCGACAAGCCUGUCUAGUGUCCCGGUUACUUCCUGCCGAGGAAUGCAGAGACAAUUGCGACCGCUGCCAAUGUGAGCGUAGCAACGAUGAGCCUUCCGAAAGCAGUAGCGGGGAGAAUACUCCUGCUGAGUCUAGCGCGGAUCAGUGUGAAGAUCGCAGGUCGAGGAAAUGCUAUAAUCCGGUCCUCAGCGUGGAAGAGGCCUUAUAUCUUGCUACACGCGGCGGUGCAGCUGCUGUGAAUAUGGCAAAUGAGCUAGGGGGUUUUGACAUUGGAAUGUCAUGGGAUGCACAACUCAUCCAGCUUGGCGCUUUUUCCCCCGCGGGCAAGUAUGCCAAUGGAAAGGGCCACAUUGAUAUAUUUGGGUGGGAGAAGUGGGAGGAGAAGAUUCACAAGUGGGUGUGGAAUGGGGAUGAUCGGAACGUGAAGGGCGUCUGGGUGGCCGGAAAGAUGGUGUUUGGCAAUCGGCAUGCUGAGUGUAAGUGAUAACAGAGUCCGGGAGCUUGACUUGGGGAUACUUGGGCGGGAUAUUCUAAUCUGGAUAAAACUGUCGCCAUCUGUUAGAAUGGCGGUGGUUGCAAUUUCCAUGUCUCCGUCCGCACGUCGUUCUAGCCAGUUGGCACCCUUUCCACCUGACGACCCGGUCCGCUCCGGGCGAAUCAAAUGAAGGAUCUUGUUCGUCAUUUCAGGACAUUUGGGGUUAUAUGGUGCAGAUUGAGGGGAGGGGCUUCGGGAUUAUUAAAUAAACAGCCUAAUUCGUGAACUAGUC
Messenger RNA from Aspergillus alliaceus, 1575 nucleotides. RefSeq lists its product as uncharacterized. Bases 81 to 1292 code for a protein of 403 amino acids. Gene Ontology annotation, molecular function: zinc ion binding; guanine deaminase activity. The transcript has a single exon. Gene Ontology annotation, cellular component: cytosol. The record is from RefSeq and is a predicted model, not a curated record. Lineage: Eukaryota; Fungi; Ascomycota; Eurotiomycetes; Eurotiales; Aspergillaceae. Gene Ontology annotation, biological process: guanine metabolic process.